Molecule: messenger RNA, 1932 nt
Organism: Musa acuminata AAA Group (dessert banana)
Lineage: Eukaryota; Viridiplantae; Streptophyta; Magnoliopsida; Zingiberales; Musaceae
Exons: 14
Coding region: 226-1563 (445 amino acids)
Cellular component (GO): endoplasmic reticulum; COPII-coated ER to Golgi transport vesicle
Source: RefSeq, a predicted model, not a curated record
GCAAUAGAAACAUCGAGAGAAGGGGAGGAAGGGAGGAUUAAUAAUAAUAAACGGAAAGCGGAAGGGGGAAGGAAACCCUUCCGAUACAGUAUCCGAUCACGAAAUAUACCUCAGAGCUUUAAUCUUAUCCUGUCUUCUUCCCAUUCUCUUUUGAUCCGUCGGUCUGUGCCGCUUCGGAUCUCUUCUUCUUCUUCUUCUUCUUCUUCUUCUUCUGGGAUCGACGGAAUGGAGGGCGUGUUCGGUAAGCUACGCAACCUGGACGCUUACCCCAAGAUCAACGAGGACUUCUACAGCAGGACCCUCUCCGGCGGCAUCAUCACAAUCGUCUCCUCCAUCGUCAUGUUCCUUCUCUUCAUCUCCGAACUCCGAUUGUACCUUCAUGCUGUUACAGAAACAAAGCUUGUCGUUGAUACGUCUAGAGGGGAAUCACUUCGGAUCAAUUUUGAUGUUACUUUUCCUGCCCUUUCAUGUUCUAUGCUCAGUCUUGAUGCCAUGGAUAUAAGUGGAGAAGAGCACCUUGAUGUAAGACACGACAUAAUUAAGAAGAGGCUAGAUUCUCAUGGAAACGUUAUUGAAACUAGACAAGAUGGAAUUGGUUCACCUAAGAUUGAAAAGCCUUUACAAAGACAUGGUGGGAGACUUGAACAUAAUGAGACAUAUUGUGGUUCUUGCUAUGGUGCAGAAGCGUCUGAUGAGGAUUGUUGCAACUCAUGUGAAGAAGUUCGAGAAGCCUAUAGAAAGAAAGGUUGGGGGCUGUCAAACCCUGAUUUGGUUGACCAGGGUUCGUCAUUUCGGAUACUAGACUUAUCUUGGAGAUUUGUCGGUAUGGUACAUACCGAUUUGUACUGGUGUAUCAACACAUGGUACACUGGAGCAUAUCGAUGGGGACUUUGGCGAGCCAUGUCUCGGUGGCGAGUUGGACCUAUAUGUACUGCCCAUACCAUAUCAACUCGGGCGUGCAAACGAGAAGGUUUCCUUGAAAAGAUCAAAAAUGAAGAGGGUGAAGGAUGCAAUGUCUAUGGUUUCUUGGAAGUCAAAAAGGUGGGUGGAAAUUUUCAUUUUGCCCCUGGUAAAAGCUUCCAGCAGUCAAAUAUGCAUGUGCAUGACCUGCUUCCAUUCCAAAAAGAAAGUUUUAAUAUUAGCCACAAAAUUAACAAAUUAGCUUUUGGAGAAUACUUUCCUGGUGUUGUCAACCCUCUUGAUGGAGUUCAGUGGGUGCAACACACACCAAAUGGAAUGUACCAAUACUUCAUCAAGGUUGUCCCUACUGUUUACACUGACAUAAAUGGCCGUACUAUCCAGUCCAACCAGUUUUCGGUGACAGAGCAUUUCAAGAGUGAUGACACUGGCCGACUACAAUCUGUCCCCGGAGUGUUUUUCUUCUAUGAUCUUUCCCCAAUUAAGGUUACCUUCAUGGAGGGACAUGUAUCUUUCUUACACUUCUUGACUAAUGUUUGUGCAAUUGUUGGAGGUAUUUUUACUGUUUCUGGAAUAUUAGAUUCAUUUAUCUAUCAUGGUCAAAGAGCAAUCAAGAAGAAGAUGGAGAUUGGCAAAUUCAGUUGAUUAUGUUUCUGGUGUAAACUCCAGUUCUGCUGAUUAAAAGUCACAAGGGGAAUUUGUUGCAGAGAUCCAAGAUUGUAUACACCCACAGUUCCAUCUACAAGUAAUUGAGUUGUUUGAUGGGUUAAGUUCAGGUACUUCUUUCUUUACCAUCCCUCUGCACCCCAAGUGUUUUGGUGCACACAAUAUCACGCUGUGCUUAAAGAUUCUCAACUUUGUGCGUGAACACAAGUCUGUGCUGAUGAAAGACCAUCUGUGGGCAGUUGAAACCAGCUUUCCUGAUAAUUGUGAUGGAGAACUACAGAUGAUGUGGAGUUCAUAGGAAUCACAACUGAUUAAUUUGACUAUAAUUGCUAAAUCUUUUUCCUGGAA